AUGAGCUCAAAGAGAAGGCACACCGAGGCGGAACAGGACACUAAGAAAGUCAGAACCGACCUCGAGCAACAGGUCUACUCAUCUUCCGAUGAAUGGCCUGUCUAUAACCACCCUGAAGGUGGGAUAGUCAAGAUGACCCCCUGGGGCUCGUUGAGACAAUACGUGAACCCAUUGAACGGCCAGAUGAUGACCAAGUUCGAAGACAAAAACUUCCAGGACCACACCUUCAACCAGAACGCAGAGCAGCUGUCGUUGUAUAUCCCAUCGACGCCCCAGUCUAUGUGCCCGACUUCUUCUGACUCCCCUUCUCCUGCGGAACACUUGAAGUUGAGCCCCAGCCACGAGGUUGAGCACUAUGUCAUGGACGGAUACCAGCAGCAACAGGGUCUCCAGCAGCAGCACCAACAGCUGCAACAGUACCCCCAGCAGUACCCUCAAGAGCCAGUUCACCAAAAGGGCCAAGGUCGCGAGUUUCAAACGGAGCACGAGAACUACUUUGGAAUGGGAAACUCAGAAGAAGAAGCUGACUACGAUAAUGAAGACCAUAUGAUGUCUUGA
Messenger RNA from Dujonia railenensis, 558 nucleotides. The record is from the annotation of a GenBank genome assembly. NCBI's taxonomy places the organism in Eukaryota, Fungi, Ascomycota, Pichiomycetes, Serinales, Debaryomycetaceae.